AUGACAUCGUUACUGGGGGCAGCCUACGAUUCUAGCGACGAUGACAUGACUAACUCAAAGCCUCAGCCGUCACCAGCGACCAAGAUUGUUGCGGCGCCUGAAGUGAACACAGAGGACCAAGCACACAUGCAGAUGAUGCUAGCUAACACCUCCUCGACCGCGCUAACCUACAACGCCACCUACGAUGAUAUCUCUCGACCAUCUCAAGGACCCGCAAAUCCUUUUAAACCUGCCGGCUCAACUGGUAACCUCAAACGGAAGAACGUUCCAACAGGAUUCGCCGAAGAAGCAGCCAUCAGUGAGGCCACCUUUGCCACGCAGCACCGCACGUUUCAAAGUCUGGGAUACACGCGGAAUCCGGGCCUUCCGGGACAUUUUGUGGGAGAUAUGGAUAGUGCUGCGCAAUAUGGGGGUAGGGAUAUUGUGCAGAUGAAGCCAUCGAAGGAGGUGUCUGCGGCGCUGCGCGCUAAGAGGCAGAGGAAGGGCGAUUCGAGUAUCGUGGAAGGGGAUGGAGCGUAUCUGGGCCCGUGGGCAAGGUAUCAGAACGAUGACCAGGUUUACGAGGAAGAGGCGGCUGAGAUAGACCGGGAGCUCGCCAGCGAUGAGGAGUAUGUGGAGGUAGAUGAGGAUGAGGAGGGAACGGCGGCGAUGGCUCCGUCGGAGAUGCCUGCUAUGAGCAAGGAGGCAACGGAUUACCAGGACGAUGCGUCGAGGGUGGAGACAACCGAGUUUCACGGCUCGGAGCAGUACGACUACCUGGGAAGAACGUAUAUGCAUGUUCCGCAGGAUCUGGGUAUCGAUUUGCGGAAGGACGUUGGGAGUGUCAAGAACUACGUGCCGAAGAAAUUGGUGCAUACUUGGAAAUCACAUACGAAGGCUAUCACGUCUCUGCGGUUCUUCCCUGGUGCUGGGCAUUUGCUGCUUUCAUCGGCUGCAGAUGGAAAGGCUAAGAUCUGGGAUGUGUACCAUCAGCGCGAACUUCUGCGGACGUUCUCUGGUCAUUCCAAGUCUGUUAAUGAUACGGACUUCCACCCUACUGGUAAGACGUUCCUCACGGCGUCUUACGACCGCCAGAUGAAGCUCUGGGAUACCGAAUACGGCAAGUGUAUUGGUCGGUACUCGACUGGCAAGACACCGCACGUCGUGCGCUUCAACCCGGGCCCAGAGCACUCGCAUGAGUUCCUGGCCGGUAUGUCAGACAAGAAAAUCGUGCAGUUCGACACUCGCUCGGGCGAAUUGGUGCAGGAGUACGACCACCAUCUUGCCGCGAUCAACACCCUGACUUUCGUCGACGAAAACCGCCGUUUCAUCUCUACAUCAGACGACAAGUCCCUGCGCGCAUGGGAAUACGGCAUCCCCGUGCCCAUAAAGUUCAUUGCAGAACCGUACAUGUUCGCCUUGACGCGUGCCGCACCCCAUCCAAACGGAAAGUAUGUUGCUUUCCAGUCUGGUGACAACCAGAUUGUUGUGUACGGUGCUACGGAUAAGUUCCGACAGAACCGUAAGAAGAGCUUCCGGGGACACAAUAACGCCGGAUACGCCAUUGAUCUUAAAAUCUCGCCCGACGGACAGUUCAUUGCGUCGGGUGACAGCGGUGGUUAUGUGUGUUUCUGGGAUUGGAAGACGGGCAAGAUGUAUCAUAAGAUUAUGGCCGGUGGGAAAGAAGGAGGAGGUAACGCCACGACAUGCUUGGACUGGCAUCCUCAGGAGACGAGCAAGCUUGUUACUGGUGGUUUGGAUGGCGUUAUCAAAUACUGGGAUUGA
Molecule: messenger RNA, 1764 nt
Organism: Aspergillus ruber CBS 135680
Lineage: Eukaryota; Fungi; Ascomycota; Eurotiomycetes; Eurotiales; Aspergillaceae
Product: WD40 repeat domain-containing protein
Exons: 2
Coding region: 1-1764 (587 amino acids)
Biological process (GO): mRNA splicing, via spliceosome
Cellular component (GO): catalytic step 2 spliceosome
Molecular function (GO): mRNA binding; protein binding
Source: RefSeq, a predicted model, not a curated record